Messenger RNA from Spodoptera littoralis (African cotton leafworm), 2286 nucleotides. The record is from the annotation of a GenBank genome assembly. NCBI's taxonomy places the organism in Eukaryota, Metazoa, Arthropoda, Insecta, Lepidoptera, Noctuidae.
AUGUCUGCAAUCCCAAUACCACGGAAGACGUCAAGCGAAACAUACGACGUUGAUGGAUUUAUCGAUCAACUGCUCGCAUCUCGAAAAUUCGAUGAACUUACCGAAGUGUUCGCCGACAAAACUGCAUAUAAAAUAAAAAAUCUAGAUAAUCCACCAACCACUAGAACAGAUAUCGAAAGGAUAAGAUGGAGUAAAAAAUCCCACAAAAAUACCGACAAAGAACAAUUUAAAGAUGAUCACACACAGACCGAGUUAAUCAGCAUUAAAUUACGUGAUGACGACACGCACAGUAAGGAAAGUCGAAAGCGAAAACCUAUAAUAUCCCUCAAGGAUGGUGAGGUAUCACCUAAUGAAAAUUUAAGACUUAAAUACAAAUAUCUAACAAAAAACGCAAAGACAAAAAAUUCCACAGACCACAAUAGAGUUAUGAUUCUUGAGAAGAAAGAUAACAAUGAGGAACACGCGUUAAAUGAUAAUGAAAAUGAUGAUCUUAAAGAAGAAGCUAAAAAUGAAGAUCAAAAUGAUUCAAAUGGAAGCCACGAGAAGCAUGAACAGUAUCACAAUGACAGAGAUGGUGAUUUACAUUAUAAAAAUGCUAAAAUCGAUCACGUAAGGGAUAAAGAGGACCACAAAUAUGAACAUAGUUUCCAAGAAGAUCUGAACAAAUCUGAGAAUUUUCAUUUACAAAUGGAUGACAAUGCAAAAGAUGGAACUCACCCAAACGAAGAACACACAGACCGUGUCAGACCAGAAUUUAAAAUUAAAGCUUACAGCGUGGAACAUGAGCACGCACAUAAUACAUCAGACGAAAUAAGUGAAGAGAACUUUCAAGGUGUCGCUUCAGACGAGAAAAGUCAUGAAGAAAUCGAUCAUAGAAAGGAGGUGACUCUAGUAAGAGAACCUACAACCACGAGCUUUAAAGUGGAAGCGGUCACCAAUGUUACAAAUAGCACCAUACAAAAAGAUCAUACUAAUGAUGACAUGAUCGGCACUGCACAUUUUAGAGCUCAGGUUUCAGAAGAACAAGUUCAGGCGAAGAGUGAAGAAAAAGAAAGACGAAUUAGAAAUUUACCUGACAGUGAAUUGAAGAAAUUACUAAAACAACAUCCAACAGAUAAAGAAAUGCGAACAUUAAAUGAUAAGCUCGAGUUCACACAAGUUAAGCAAGAUAGUGAAAAACCAGGAGAAACAGAAAGAAAUCAGAAAGACAAACUAGAAAAGGAAAAAAGAGAACGUGAGGUGUUAGAAAAAAUUCUAAAAGAUAGGUUAGAGGAAGAAGAAAGAUUGCGAAAUGCAGCAGUAAUUUAUGAAAGAAGCGAAAGAGAACAGCGUGCCUUAUUUGGUAUUCCUGAGAACGAGGAAAGCGUAGAGGAAAUACCAAGCGACCAUGUAAUAAUGGGAGAUGAUAUCAACAUAAAUGAGAAACCUAGACACAUAUUAGAAAAGGAGAUCCAAGAGGAAUCAAAGAGACAGGAAAAACAGCACGCUGAGUGGGCGAAAAAAGUGGAAAAAGAAUUGGAAGAACAUAAAGAGAACAUGAAAAAGGAAUCAGAUAAAUAUCACAAAGAGGAACAAGAGAGGUUAAACAAAGUUCUAAAAGAUAAAGAGAAAUAUGAAGCAGAAAUGGCAGAAUCAUCAAAAGCAUAUGUAGCAGCAAACCUUGAGCAAGCAAAUAAAGUUUUAAAAGAAAAAGCGAAGAAUGACGAAAUGAUGAAAGAGGAAUCAGAUAACCACGAAAAGCAUCAAUAUGACAGGUUAAAGGAACUCUUAAAAGAAAAGGCUAAACAUGAAGAAGAAAUGAAGCAAGAAUCAAUGUUAUUGGCAAAACAGGCAAAAGAGAGAGCUGAGGAAGAACAGAUAAAUACUAAAGAAAAACAAAGACAAUACAGAGACCAGAAAGAAUAUGAGAACAAGUUAGAAAGAAAAAUAAACGAAGACGAUGAAAGCUCAAUAGAAUCAGAAUCAGAAGUGGACAAGCAAACCGAGCUGCAAGCAAUACCAGGAAGCAAGCCAUCUUUCAACAAAGUUAACAUUAAACCAUAUAAGAAUAUAGAAGACGAAUAUAAUAACCGCAUAGCGGAGAGCGAGUCAGCUGCAAACGAUGAUGAUCAGUCAUCAGGGGAGGAUGAACUAGUAAUAAUGUCUUCUACAACUAAUCCAAUCAUUAGAAAAGAAGGAAAUAAAGAAUACGCUUUUGUACAAAAUCCAGAAUACGCGGAAUAUCACGAGGCAUACGCAAAAAUGCAAAAGGAACAUCCCUUUAACCCGGCGGAUUUUCUUAAAUAA